AAAUGUUAAAGUAGAAAAACGCGUACGACGAGGAUAUUGUGAUUACACCUGGCAACAGAGAAAAGUUAAAUGUAGCGGUGACGAUUGCCGAUAAGGAAAGACUCGAAAACGAGACGGAACAGUAAAAGCCAUUUUUAUGCUCGGCACAAGUUCGAAUUCGGAAUGCCAGACUCGCAACUGCUCCAGUCAACCGAGCAACUUAUCCAAAUUCAAUAAAGGUUUUUGAGCUUUGAUCAGCGACAGACAUUCCCAGCGAUUGAUGCGUCGAAAAAGCCUCGACAACUGCGAAGGCAAAAUAGCAGUGCGAAGCAAAAAAAAGCCGUCGACGAAGAUACGUCCGAAAGCUCGCUUUCGGAGCAUCGAGGCGAAAGCGCUGCGCGCGCAGAAAUCAAUGCCGACGGUCGGAGCCGAGGUGGCGAGGGUGCAUGCGCCCCCGCGCAGCACUAUUCGACGCGCGAGUCUCCCGGGAGUCCGCGAGCGGAGCUUUCUCUGUGUCGCGCUGGCGCGAUGACGACAGCGCGAUAGGCGCGCAGCAGAGGCUCGACGCGAGCAAGAGGACGGAAGGAAAGUGCGCGGCGAGCGAAGAUGGACGAGAACCUGAGCAGGGGCUACGUGCAGCUGGGCAAGGCCCGGCGGAUGAACGAGUUCAAGUACAGCGAGAACGGCUUCGCCAGGAUCGCACCGCCGGUCGACAGGUGGAACCUCGUCUACCUGUCGCUCGUGCUCGCUGGCGCCGGUUUCCUGCUGCCCUACAACAGCUUCAUCAUAGCCGUGGACUACUUCCAAGCGAGAUAUCCAGGUACGACGGUGGUGUUCGACAUGUCGGUCGUCUACAUAAUGACGGCCUUUUUCGCCGUGCUGCUGAAUAACACUCUGGUCGAGACGCUCUCGCUGGGAACCCGAAUUACUUUCGGAUAUCUGGUGUCCUUUUUAACCCUGAACUUCGUCGUGCUCUGCGAAGUGUCGUGGGAGGUCUUUGGAGUCGCCACAUCCUACAACAUCAACUUGAUAGCUGUGGCCGUCGUAUCACUCGGCUGCACAGUGCAACAGUCCAGUUUUUACGGAUACACUUCGAUGCUUCCAAGCCGCUACACCCAGGCUGUCAUGGCUGGUGAAAGUGCGGCUGGAUUCUGGGUGUCGGUCAACCGAAUAGUCACCAAGUCUUUGGUGGAGGACGAGCGCGGCAACACAUCCAUGUUCUUCGCGCUGUCGAUCCUCACGAUCGUCAUUUGCUUCAUCCUGCAGCAGAUCAUCUACAAGACUGAGUUCGUCCAGUACUACAUAAACAUGUGCCAGGAGCGCAACAAGAUCACGCUCGAGCCGCAGGAAGAUGCUGGUUUGGUGAGGAUGGAUUUGGACCAAGGAGCUGAUCCUUCCAGAGGUCAAUACGGGAUACUGAAGUUGACGAGUCCCUUGGCUACCGAUUCCGCUAGCGGCAGUGCCGACAUGACUAACAAUGCAGGUCAAUUCUUCGAAUUCUCAUUCAGCAACCCAGUAUACGAUCCGAAUGCACCUACCACGACACCCGGCAGUGCAGGACCGACCUACAAAGUAGAGGAUAUUAUCGUGAUGCACGGCAACCACGGCACCACGCAGUCGAGAAUCAGCAAGCGCUUUGCCGGAGUCAGACGUGGAUUGAUCGCGAGAAUGGAAGUCGCGAAGCUCAUCUACCCUUACAUGACCAGCAUCGGUAUCGCUUAUUUCGUCACGCUGUGCUUGUAUCCGGGAAUCAUCUCGGAGAUAAUCUCGUGUAGAUUCGGCUCGUGGAUGCCGGUGAUACUGAUGACUUCGUUCAACGGCGCAGACCUCACUGGCAAGAUGCUGGCAACUUUACCUGUCCAGUGGACACGCUCGCAACUGAUGAAUUUCUCGUGUGCGAGAUUCUUGAUGAUUCCGCUGUUCCUUAUGUGCGCCAUUCCGAGACGCGCGCCUGUACUCUCUAACGAGCUCUUUCCCGUCAUUUUGUCCGUGAUUCUGGGCAUUACCAAUGGCAUCGUCGGCAGCGUACCCAUGGUCCAAGCGCCCAGCAAGGUUUCCGAGGAGUACCGCGAGUUGGCUGGCAACAUCAUGACCCUAUCUUACACCACGGGUUUGACCUUUGGCUCGAUCCUCGCUUACAUGCUGGACGCCCUCCUGGGAGCUCCGUUGACCGCCAAGCAAAUCUGUCCGAAGCCGGAUAUCUCCGCGGCGAUAAACGUCUCGCCCAUGAGCGUGUCCAACGUGACGCUGAAUCUCCUGAGCACGACCGCCACAACUCUGAGCUCUGCGCCGUCGACGACACCGAGCGCAACGACGUUCACGCUGUCGACACUCGGCAGUACUCUGGCGGCCAUCGAAAAGGUCUCGAAGAAGGUCAACGCAAGCUUGAAGCGGGCGAGCAAGGCGCCGAAAAUCAGGACCACCGCCACGACGUUGUUCGGCCUCGCGUCGACGGCCUUCGUUACGAGUGGCACCUCCGAGGCUAUUUUUGGCGUUGACAUGGCGAACGCCACGAGCACCGCCUUGCCGAACCUCCUGGCGAACGUUACGAUGGGCGUGAGCAACGCGGUGAGAGAUCGGUUUUGAAGGGGAGUCGCCUAGAAGUAGCAUAGCCCUUUGAUUGAUCAGAUGCAGGUCGUGGAUAGGUAGGUUCUCGGACCCAGCGAUCCCUGUACAUCAUUUGGACGUUGUUUUGGCGAGAUUGCGCGGACGAACUUUGACUUGAGCAUGCGAUAAACAGGUAACAAUAAUUCACUUCCAUUUUCUUCGAGCGUGCGCAGUCAAUUUGUCUUGAUGAACGCGAGAGCACCACGUUUUACUAAUAGUACUUUCCAUUCGAGAAGUGGAGAUCUUUAGGCUGUGGUGACUUAGUCCAUUCGGAUCAACUUAUCGUAAAACAAAGGAGAGACUGGCUAACGAUACUUUACUGCGAUGGGACUUCAUAUCAAUUCUAUUUCUUCCUUAAAUAUGCAUAUCCCUGACCAAAAUCAGCUGAAGAUAUCUUCGCGAAGAAUUUGAUGUAGCUGCCUUUUAUGGGAGCAAAGAAAAUUUGUCCACGAUAAUGUAUCAACCUGUGAAUAUUUCGGUGAAGAAAAACGCAAGUGCGUAGAUGUUCCACAAACACUAGAAUUUACGUGGUCGGAAUAGUCGUGAUAUCACGAGUAACCGAGGAUCAGGAGCUUUUUUUACGUGUGUGUCUCACUCUCUCCUGAUAGAAUGUCACUAUAAGUAUAUCUUAUUUAAUCUUCCGACAAAUAUUAUUCAGCUACUUUCUUGUAGAAAAACAAAAUGUGACGUGAUGAAUUGAUCUUCAAAGUAUUUUAAUGAGUUUCAUUGCUGCUAGAUCUCACUGAAGAUUUAAUUCUCAAUGAAUCGUGUCUUCAUUUACUUUAGUUAUUGACACAUUUCAGAUGAGUUUUUUUAGAAGUGGCUUGUAAAUAAAGAAAAUUUGAGCUUGUUGAUGAAAUAUUUUUUCGGAGAUUGAAGUAUAAACUGAUUAUCUAAAGUGACGGAAGAUGGCAUAAUAACUAGAAAUUUUUUGUUUGUGGAGUUUAACAGUGUUUUCAUACUGAAUAUUUAAAGCUAAUUGUUGCAAAUUUGUUAUUAUAUAUUUAUUAACUCGUAAACCAACAAUCGGUCAUUAAUUUUUCUUGUAAAAAUAUUUAUUCUUUUGUUCAUUGAGAAGAAUGUGUGCAUAACUACAGUUAAAUUGCAGAGUGUGAAGAUUUAUUUCAACGUUAGAAAAAAAAUAAUAUAAUAUUUACGAGGAAUGAUUAUUUAGCGAAACUGAUCGAAUGUACAAUAAAUUAGAAAAAUUGUUGGUACAAAAGUAUGGAAUACUAUAAAAUAAAAAGAAAUUUUUCGAAAUUUUCACUUUCACUAAAUACUGUUAGAUUAACGUUUAGAGCACUGUGAUUUUAAAAGCUUGUUAUACAAAUUAUUUUGCGUAUAAUUAUACUUAAAUAUUGGAGAAAUCUUAACUACGUAGCUAUAAAAGAAUCUUUAGAAAUACUGUAUAUAAGUGAAUUGUCAAAUUAAUAAAAAAGAUGCUUUUUCUCGUUGUAGCGCGAUGUUCUAACAUUUGACGAAAUUUUGAAUUAUGUUGAAACGGUAUAUCAAUCCAUUUCAUGCACCUAAAGCAGGUAUAUCUGAAAAUGUGUUUUUGUAAUCAAAGUUAAAAAAAACUGCGAUGAUGUGGAAGAAUUUUCUGCGGUCUAUAACUAUUAAUCUAUAAAAUAUUUGUAAUUGAAUACUUCCAAUUUGCUUUAGAACAAGAUAUUUUUGUAUUAUCAUUUUACACGGCAUUACCACAGAAUGAAAAGCUGCAAUGACGAUAACACUAUAAUAGAAAUAAUUUUACUGAUCUAUAGGACAGCAAAGAAAAAUAACAAUUCAUCCUGAAAGUCAAUGUUACUCAUAGGAGAAGAAUCUAAACAGAAAUAAUAGUGUUUAGACAAUGACGUUGCAAGUGGGAAAAGUAAAUUUGUAAGGAAGAACAUUAUUUUAGCUGCUGAAAUACUCUAAAUAUAACUUAAAUUUAACUAUACAUCACAAAUUCCUUUGAACGAAUUUUUCAGUUUGAUAGAAUGAUAGCUUCAUAGCUAAUUCUAUAUUUUUAUUUUUUAUCUCUAAUCGAAUCUAGAAUUUCGGUCAAUUGAAGACCGAGUGAACAUGCGCUAAUCCAUUGUUGCUUUGAAAUCGUUCAUAUAAUGUUUUGUUCAUAAAUUAUACUGUAGACUUUUGUCAAACCCAGACGAAAGCGGAUCUCGAGCUGCCACUUGCAGAUCGAAAUUAUUAUGUACAU
Molecule: messenger RNA, 4783 nt
Organism: Phymastichus coffea
Lineage: Eukaryota; Metazoa; Arthropoda; Insecta; Hymenoptera; Eulophidae
Gene: Ent3
Product: equilibrative nucleoside transporter 4
Exons: 11
Coding region: 586-2565 (659 amino acids)
Biological process (GO): nucleoside transmembrane transport
Cellular component (GO): plasma membrane
Molecular function (GO): monoamine transmembrane transporter activity; nucleoside transmembrane transporter activity
Source: RefSeq, a predicted model, not a curated record